Epinephelus moara (kelp grouper) is the source of this 3081-nucleotide messenger RNA. RefSeq names its product serine/threonine-protein kinase pim-3-like. Gene Ontology annotation, biological process: regulation of mitotic cell cycle; protein autophosphorylation; negative regulation of apoptotic process. Gene Ontology annotation, cellular component: cytoplasm. NCBI's taxonomy places the organism in Eukaryota, Metazoa, Chordata, Actinopteri, Perciformes, Serranidae. The record is from RefSeq and is a predicted model, not a curated record. The transcript has 6 exons. Bases 211 to 1170 code for a protein of 319 amino acids. Gene Ontology annotation, molecular function: ATP binding; protein serine/threonine kinase activity.
GCGCGAGACACACCGGCUCACUCCUCUGGAUGCUGUUACCGUAACUGACCGCUCUUAACGGGACUACCGAUGGAUUUUUUGGAUUUUUACCGGGUUACGGUCUCAUUUCGCUCGUGACCAGAACCGAGGACACCGCUGUUUUCUGGGAUUCAUUACGUGAAUAUCUUCCGGGUGUAUUUUCAUUGUUUUGGGGGAGACGUCACGCGCAGCAUGCUGCUCUCUAAACUGGGCUCUCACAUCUCCUCCAGCAUGGACCUGCCGGCGAAGCUCCAUCAAGCCAAAGCGGAGAAGCAGCCGUUUGAGAAGCUGUACCGGCUCGGGUCGGUGCUCGGCAGCGGAGGAUUCGGCACGGUGUACUCGGCUGUCCGCCUCGCAGACGGGCUGCCGGUGGCGGUGAAGCACGUGUGCAGAGACAGAGUGACUGAGUGGGGCUCUCUGUGCAGCGCAGUGGUCCCUCUGGAGAUUGUGCUGUUGAAGAAGGUGGGAGGGGCGUUCGGCGGCGUGGUGCGGCUCCUGGACUGGUGGGAGCGGGCGGACGGCUGGCUGAUGGUGAUGGAGUGCCCUGAGCCGGGGCAGGACCUGUUUGAUUACAUCACAGAGCGUGGUGCGCUGGACGAGGAGGCAGCACGCGGCUUCUUCCUGCAGGUGCUGGAGGCGGUGCGUCACUGCUACACCUGCGGUGUCGUACACCGAGACAUCAAGGACGAGAACCUGUUGGUGGACUUGAGGACUGGACAGAUCAAACUCAUCGACUUCGGCUCGGGGGCCCUCCUCAAAGACACCGCCUACACAGAGUUCGAUGGUACACGUGUGUACAGUCCUCCAGAGUGGAUCCGGUUCCGCCGGUACCACGGCCGCUCGGCCACUGUCUGGUCUCUCGGCGUGCUGCUGUACGACAUGGUGUGCGGGGACAUCCCCUUCGAACAGGACGAGGAAAUCCUGAGAGGACGGGUCUACUUCAGACGCCAACUCUCCUCAGAGUGCCAGCAGCUGAUUGGCUGGUGUCUGAGCCUGCAGCCGUCUGACCGGCCGACUCUGGAGCAGAUCCUCCUCCACCCCUGGGUGACGGUCAGCAACGGACAGCAGACAGACAACAAAGGCAUCAUGCUUCACGCCAUCACAGGGGACUCUUCCUCCUCGUCUUCCUCCUCCAGCCAGCAGAGCCUCUGAUUGGUUCAUGAGACGGCAGCCUCCUGGUGGCGGUUGAAUUCUCUCGUGCUUGCGCGUUUGUCGCUGUAAGGAAAUGUUUCCAGCUGACAGGAGCGAGUGGCGGUCACAGGUCAGGAUGACGUUGACUCUGUGCUGCUCCACAGCGCCCCCUCCUGGUCACAGACUGUGGUGCAGCUCUAAUGGAGCCUCAACACCUGUCUGGUGAUCCUGUUUCAGAGUGCCUUGAAUUUGACAGCUGCUGUGACUGGAGCGUUGCCACGGUAACCAGCUGCAGCCCAGGAGACAGUGUGGAGGUGUGGAGGGUUCGUCAGCGACUCCUUUAGUUAACAUGACAAACUGACCCAAAAUAAAUGUGGUGAAGUUACAGAAGAACCCAGACUGGUUGUCCUCCAAUGCAAAGAACAGGCAGACAGCAAAGACAAGAAGUAGCUCCUCCUGGAGGACCCCGAGGUGUUCCCAGGCCAGAUGAGAUAUAUAAUCUCUCCAGCGUGUUCUGGGUCUGCCCGGGGGCCUCCUACCAGUGGGACGUGCCUGGAAUACGUCUACCAGGAGGCGCCCAGGAGGAUCCUGAUCAGAUGCCUGAACCACCUCAACUGACCCCUUUCGACAUGAAGGAGCAGUGGCUCUACUCCGAGCUCCCUCCAGAUGUCCGAGAGCUCCUCACCCUAUCUCUAAGGCUGAGGCCAGACACCCUACAGAGGAAACUCAUUUCAGCCGCUUGUAUCUGCGAUCUCAUUCUCUCCAUCACUACCCAGAGCUCAUGACCAUAGGUGAGGGUUGGGACGUAGAUGGACCAGUAAAUCGAAAGCUUUGCCUUCUGGCUCAGCUCCCUCUUCACCACGACGGUCCGUCCCAGCGCCCUCAUCUUUGCAGACGCCGCUCCCAGCCGCCUGUCACUCCAUUUCUUUUGAAAAGAUAAGUUGAAUAUUAAGGAUGUGUUCUCAUAUGCAGUAUAGAUAAGUUUCUGACAGAAGACAUUUAAACACAAUGUUGGUGUUUUUCCUAAUUUUUCAAAAGUCCUGCACAGGUGUGAUUUUUCAAGUGAUGUAAAAAAUUCAGAGUCGUACUGUUGCUGUUACUUUCCCCUCAUCAUUCAAAGUCUGAUCGUUAGUCUUUGGGCACAAGAACGUCUUCCUGUCCUCUGCCCCCAAACAAACCCCGCCCACCCUGUGAUGUCAUCAUCGAGACAGACAAAGACCCUCACCUACUGAUGUGGUGGGAUACUUGAAACACACAUUCAACAACACACACACACACACACACACACACACACCUCAGUAUAAAUGUUUAUAACACACAUAAUGUCUGAACACACGCAGGUGAGGACUGUUCCUGAUGAAAAUAAAGGUCAGAACAAGCAAAGUUAAGAUUUUAAAUCAGGAAAUAUCUGAUCACUGGUGCUACUGACGUCCUGAAAAAAAAUCUGUCCUGGUUUUAUUGUUGUCUUUGUCGGAGCAGGGCUGGUUAUUGUUUGAAUUGUUUGGAUGUUUGUAUUUCACUUUUUACACCAACAAUAUCUCAUGACUUUGUUUGAAAACAUGACGUCCUCUGUCCUCUGUCUCCCUCAGCCUCUGUGUAGAAGAUGCACCAUCAAUGCAAAUAUUCACUUUUGUAUUUUAAAUAUAGUGUAGUUAUGUUUUUAAAUGUGUAAAAAUAUUUUGUACAUUCUGUGUUUUAUUUAUUUAGUGAAGAGACAUUCCUCAUCCUGUGGUUAUUUAUUUAAGUUCUAACAUGUUUUUCUUUUUUUUUUAUUUCUUAAAAAUAAAAUCAGGUUCAAAUUUGAGUUUUCUCUCAGUUUAAACAAAAUUUGUAGAUUCUCAUUUGUUAGUUAGUAUUUUGAAAUAUACAGUUCUGACAGGAAUAUACAUAAAUGUAUUUUUUCAAGGGAAAUUUUCAAAAUAAACAUGUUUG